UGUUUAAAUGAUCUCUCAGGUACCGAUCCAUGCUACAUAAAGCUCUCAAGGAGAAUAUUGUGGUGGAGCGCACUGAUUUAUAUGAUCGUUUCUUUGUGCUUGUUGACGAGUGCAAGGUCAAAGCAAGUGUGACUCGUUUGCCAUAUUUUGAUGGUGACUACUUGCCGGAUGUUAUUGAAGACAGUAUAAAUGUUCUCCAACAAGAAGAAGAUGAACGAAAAGCGCAGAAGAGGGGAAGAAAGCCAAUAAGCAGAAGGGCUCUGAGAGCUGCUGGUUAUGCUAGCCUUUCUGGUGACACCUCAAAGGAUAUUCUACUAAUGCAGAAGGAUGACCCACCAUAUAUGAUCAAUGGCUUAGAUCAUAAUAUCUAAGUGAAUGGAUGGUCUAGGAUAGCCCUUUCUCUUGCUCUCUUCACCCAACCUCUCUUCUUUCCCAUUCAAACUCAAUUGAUGCCACACACACACACAGAGCUAAUGGGGAUUGUUUCUUGUGUGGAUGGCCUAAUGAAUAGUCUGGAAGAUUGGAUCUCAUUUGUUGGUCAAUAGCUGUAUAGAUGGAAUAUUACAUUGUAGGGACUGCCUGAUGAAUAUUCUGGAAAAUUGGUUCUCAUCCACAAAAAAAUAG
Molecule: messenger RNA, 624 nt
Organism: Magnolia sinica
Lineage: Eukaryota; Viridiplantae; Streptophyta; Magnoliopsida; Magnoliales; Magnoliaceae
Product: probable histone acetyltransferase HAC-like 1
Exons: 3
Coding region: 30-371 (113 amino acids)
Biological process (GO): positive regulation of transcription by RNA polymerase II
Cellular component (GO): histone acetyltransferase complex; transcription regulator complex
Molecular function (GO): histone acetyltransferase activity; chromatin DNA binding; transcription coactivator activity
Source: RefSeq, a predicted model, not a curated record